Molecule: messenger RNA, 702 nt
Organism: Nakaseomyces glabratus
Lineage: Eukaryota; Fungi; Ascomycota; Saccharomycetes; Saccharomycetales; Saccharomycetaceae
Gene: CIS3
Product: Cis3p
Biological process (GO): fungal-type cell wall organization
Cellular component (GO): fungal-type cell wall
Molecular function (GO): structural constituent of cell wall
Source: RefSeq, a predicted model, not a curated record
AUGCAAUUCAAGAACGUCGCCCUAACUGCUGCUGUCGCUUCCGUCGCUGCUGCCGAUGGUUACACUCCAGGUAACCCAUGGUCCACCUUGACCCCAUCCGGUACUGUCGCUUGUGCUAAGCCAGAAUACACUGCCAGCUUCGGUAUUGCUGUUAAGCCAAUCUCCUCUUCUGUUGCCAAGAGAGCCGUUGUUUCCCAAAUCGGUGACGGUCAAAUCCAAGCUACUUCUGCUGCUCCAAAGCCAACUAACGCUGCUGCUUCUCAAGUCGCUGACGGUCAAGUUCAACAAAAGACUACCUCUACUACCAAGGCUACCACUACUUUGGCUCCAAGCUCUUCUAAGACCUCUUCCACUUCCACUUCCACUUCUUGUGCUGCCACCCCACUAACCAUCAAGGAAUCCUCCUGUAAGAACGAUGGUACUUUGCAAUUGACCUUGAAGGGUGGUGUCUUAACCGAUGGUAAGGGUAGAGUUGGUUCUAUCGUCUCCAACAGACAAUUCCAAUUCGAUGGUCCACCACCACAAGCCGGUGCCAUCUACGCCGGUGGCUGGUCCAUCACCGAACAAGGUAACUUGGCUCUAGGUAACUCCGAUGUCUUCUACCAAUGUCUAUCCGGUAACUUCUACAACUUGUACGACCAAAAGAUUGCUGAACAAUGUUCUCCAAUUAACUUGGAAGUUGUCUCUUUGGUUGACUGUUAA